Mesorhabditis spiculigera is the source of this 1875-nucleotide messenger RNA. NCBI's taxonomy places the organism in Eukaryota, Metazoa, Nematoda, Chromadorea, Rhabditida, Rhabditidae. The record is from the annotation of a GenBank genome assembly.
AUGGCUUCGGAAGAUGUUGAGAUGGAGGACGUUGAGGCGAAGGCCGAGCCAGUAGAGGUUAUUCCCUUCCGCCCAGUCUCCGUAUUACAAGUCAUCACCAAGGCUCAAGCUGAGCAUGGUCUCCGGCAUGGAGAUUUCAAGCGAUACUGGAAGUACUGUGCUGACCGCUUGAAGCGAAUGCGUCGUCAUGCGGGUAUGGUCCACAAGAACAAGUCGUUGAAACGCCACAAGAGCAAGUUCGAGAAAAAGCAUAUCACUGAUGAGAACUUCACAUCUGAAACUAUCCUCGAAAUCCUGAUCUUCGAGUGCGAACGCUGCUGGGCCACUGGGAUGCACAUGAAGGAUUCCGACUUGGAUGGGAACGCCAACUCCCGGAAGCGCCAGGAAAUUUUCAGGAAGCUCAAGCGAGCCGUUCACCACGCUGAGGUGCUCGAAGGGCUUGUUGGCAGAUCUCCCAGGUGUGCUCCUGCCACAAAACUGGAGGCGCAAGCCUACCUGUCCUUCUUGAUGGGCUUCACAAACCUCGAGAUGAAGCGCUGGGGAGAAGCAUAUGAGAAACUAAAGGCUGCUCGCGCCAUCUUCGAGCGCCUGGCCGAAGCCACGAACAAUACUGGGUUGAAGUCACUGUACAAGACAAGAUGCGAUGAGCUGCAGCCGCAGCUUCGCAUUUGUGAGUACAACACGGAGGGCCCGGAGACUAAGAUGGCGAAGAUCGGCGAGUUGAUGGAGCUGCGAUUGCAGAUCAACGACAAAGAAGACGUUGAUAAACUGAUCGCACAAAUGCGUGCCAAGGCGGCGAGUGAUCAAGUUAUUGAGAUCAGCUGGGGAGGGGAGAAGACUACCGUGUCUGAGGAGAAGGCUCUCGCCGUCAUUUCUGGCUGGCAUCAGUCUGAAAAGGAGCUGGCUGAAUGUCGGGAUCCGAAAGAACGCAUGGCUCUAUAUGAAAAGCAAUUGGCUGAUACCAGAGAUGCUAUCGAUAAGAUGAGCGAUCUCAUUCGCAGAAACGCUGCUGAUAAUGUUGAGACUCAGUCUUACCAACUCGUUCGCUGCUACCUCGAUUACCUUCGACUUUCCAGCACCGCUGAGCGCUACUUAGCCAUGAUUGAGAACACAAAAUCCGAAAAGAAGUACCGACCCCAGGAUUUGCUCCGUCUCUACGACUCUGUGAUCGAAAUCUACAAAGAGGUGAAAGAAGUGAAUGGGGCAGCCUGUGACGAACAGUUAAUGGCUGCUUCUCGAGCUCGCAUUGAAUACUACCGAGCCUUCAGGUGCCAUUACAUGGCAGCUGCGUACGGUUCUUUGGGAAAGCUUGAUGAGGCUUCAGCGCUUUUCGGGAAAACCGAGGAGCGUAUCCGGGAAGCUGAGCGGCUGUUGAAGUCGGUUGGAAAGGGCAACCCUUACCUCAACGAGUCCUCGACGCCACUUGCUAGUCUCUUGGCCGAAACGGCUGCAGCCCGCGCGGCGGUGAACGCUGAACGCCUUGCCGCCGCGUCGAGCGACACUCAAGCUGCUUCGGAGGUUGAUGGGCGACCGCUGGUAGAGACUCUCGACGAGUGGCGCCAAUUUCCCACUGUUGCCGCUGCUCUGCAACAGGCAAAUAUCGUUGUUCUUCCUCCUCCACCGUUGCCGAUGCCUGGAAAGGCUACGUUCUUCGAUUUGGCUCACUUUGAUCUCCAGAUGCCGGAUCUCUCCUCUCGAUUAGCUCGUCUGGAGGAAGAGCGUAAGACCCAGCAACAGCGAACAGCUCAGAAGUCUCAAGCCAAGAAGGGAGGACGGCCAGAGAAGAAAACCGAGCAGCAACAACCCGCGGAAGGAGCCCCGGCUGAAGAGAGCGGACUAACAAACAUGGUCAAGGGAUGGUUCUGGAACAAGAAG